This is a messenger RNA of Mus pahari (shrew mouse), 2599 nucleotides long. RefSeq names its product zinc finger protein 579 (gene Znf579). The record is from RefSeq and is a predicted model, not a curated record. The transcript has 2 exons. The coding region runs from base 541 to 2229 and encodes 562 amino acids. Lineage: Eukaryota; Metazoa; Chordata; Mammalia; Rodentia; Muridae.
CCCCACCCCUCCCACUACGCUCAACCCCCUCCCUCUCCGCCACCACUGUCCGCGAUCGCCCGGCCGCAGGGAAGGAAGAAAGGAGCGCAGGAGGUGGAGGGCCUCUUGACUUUGAAUCCCACCCUACUUGGGCCCCAAGGGUGGAUUGGUUCCCAGCCCCCCUAGGAAUGUUCAAGCCCCAGGGCACUAGAGCAAAAUCAGUUGGCUGACUUUGUCUCCCUGUGUCUCCUCUGUAUGUGUCUUGUUCUGUCUCCCUGACCGUUCCCACCUCUGAUAUCUACGUUUUCUUUCUCUCUAUCUCUCUCCUUUGUGUUUCUCCCGAACUUUGCUCCCCUUUCCUACGUCUCCACAACUCUCUCCUCACCGUUCCUGUCUCUAUCCCCUUCUGCCUCCUGAGCACCUUCCUCUCCCGCCUCUCAUCGGUCUCCUCUUCUGGACUGUGAAUCUACCCGUCCUGCACCCUCUGCUCUCCUUUUCACCUCACCCCACAUCUUUCAUCUCUUCUUCCCACUCCUGCCUCUCCCCCUUUUCCCCACAGGCAUGGAUCCACAGCCCCCUCCACCUGCCCAGGGCAGCCCACCUCACCGUGACCGUGGCCGAGGCCGAGGCCGUGGCCGUGGCCGUGGUCGAGGCCGUGGUCGUGGCAGAGGGGGUGCUGGAGCUCCUAGGGCGCCUCUGCCCUGCCCCACCUGUGGUCGCCUCUUCCGCUUCCCUUACUACCUGUCUCGACACCGGCUGAGUCACUCGGGCCUCCGGCCCCAUGCCUGCCCCCUGUGCCCCAAAGCUUUCCGCAGGCCUGCCCACCUUUCCCGCCACCUUCGUGGCCACGGGCCCCAGCCCCCGCUGCGCUGCGCUGCUUGCCCACGCACCUUCCCAGAGCCAGCCCAGCUCAGGCGCCACCUGGCCCAGGAGCACGCAGGUGGCGAGGUAGAUCUGUCCAUGCAGAGGGCAGUGAAGGAGGAGCCCGAGGCCAGUUGGGGUCCGCAGGACGAGGGAGUGGAGCAGCCCGCCACGGUGGUGGUGGCCGGGGCUGCGGAGGAGGCGACCGCACAGUGGCCCGUAGGGGACUCGGCUCCUUCUGCUGUCUCCACGAGUACGGAUCCUCGGGAAUCGGAGGCCGAGGAGGCCGAGGCCGGGGCAGCGGAGCUAAGGGCAGAGUUGGCACUGGCCGCGGGGCGACAGGAGGAGAAACAGGUCCUUCUCCAGGCCGACUGGACGCUGCUGUGUCUCCGCUGUCGCGAAGCCUUCGCCACUAAGGGGGAGCUCAAAGCCCACCCGUGUCUGCGCCCCGAAGGCGAACAGGAGGGCGAAGGAGGACCCCCGCCCCGCCCCAAGCGACACCAGUGUUCCAUCUGCCUCAAGGCUUUCGCCAGGCCCUGGUCCCUAUCGCGUCACCGGCUAGUCCACUCCACCGAUCGGCCUUUUGUGUGUCCAGACUGUGGCCUGGCCUUCCGCCUGGCCUCUUACCUCCGCCAGCACCGCCGCGUCCAUGGUCCACUCAGCCUGCUGGCCCCAUUACCCGGGGCUGGCAAGAAGGACGACAAGGCCUCCGGAGGACGGAACUCAGGGAAAGGGCCCGAGGGGGGCGAAGGGGCAGAAUGUGGGGGUGCAUCGGAAGGGGGCGAAAGCGGGCAGAAUGGAGGAGAUGCCACCCCAGCCCGGCCUCCGGCGGGAGAGCCACGUUUCUGGUGUCCUGAGUGUGGCAAAGGUUUCCGACGCCGGGCACACCUACGCCAGCAUGGGGUCACCCACUCCGGAGCGCGCCCUUUCCAGUGCGUGCGCUGCCAGAGGGAAUUCAAGCGACUGGCGGACCUGGCCCGCCACGCUCAAGUCCACGCUGGGGGCCCCGCCCCGCAUCCGUGCCCGCGAUGCCCACGCCGCUUCUCUCGCGCUUACAGCCUCCUGCGCCACCAACGCUGCCACCGCGCCGAGCUGGAACGUGCGGAGCUGGAGAGGGCUGCAGCGCUGCAGGAACUCCAGACCCAGGCCUCACAGUCGCCCCAGCCUCCGCAGCCACUUAAGCAGGAGGCAGAAGGGCUCCCUCUGCCCAUCGCCCACAUCAAGGAAGAGCCUCCCUCACCUGGCACCCUACCCCAGUCCCCGCCUGCUCCACCUGUCUUUCUCAGCGCCUCCUGUUUUGACAGCCAAGACCAUUCAGCCUUCGAGAUGGAGGAUGAGGAGGUGGACAGUAAGGCCCACCUACGGGGAUUGGGAGGCCUGGCCUCCUGACCCUCACAUCCACCCUCCGCCCUUCCAAUUGAGCUCCCGGUUUGCAGUAAGGAAGAGGGAAGCUGAAGGAGAGGAACCUCCCCUGCCUACCCCUGAACCCAGGAUCAUUCACCUUCUCCUUUACCCACCCCUAGACCCCUGAUGCUGGUUAGGAACUUCUCACCCCAACACGUGUCUUAAGUAAGGCAGGGCAAGGCGGAGGACACUUGGCCAGAAGGAUAGAGACUGCUGGGAUUGUCCCAGCCUGCCCAUCCCUAUUACAAACACUGGACACCAUCACCUCUUUGGAACUGCCAGACCCUGGGAGUUCCCAGCGUGAAAGGUCUGCCCCCGUUCCUCUGUCUCUGUGAAUAAAUGUGAGUUCGUGCAA